GCGCGCAUUUCCUAAUCCCCUUCCCCCACAACGCGCCCUUCCACCACCCAAACGACCGCCACGACCGCCACGAUCAAGACCCUAAACCACUCCUCAAAGGGCUCUGCACAGCGAACCGACUCAGAACUCGCAUUUGAGUCUCAUCGUCGACUCUAUAUCGAUCUAGCGGGCCCUGAACUGACCCUGUGGCAUAGUUAAACCUAGGUUUCACGUCGGCGCCCGUGUGAGAUUGCGCGACUUCAGCUGUCCGUUAUCGAGACGAACUUUUGCGACCGCCACAACUCCCACUUCAGUAAUCUCUCGGCUCUAUCGUGCGAGAUAAUAUCACUUUGGGCUCUUACAACUGUUCGAACUCUAUUGCGCAACAGUGAGGAGGUCAUAAUAAUAUAUUCUUACACGACAGGCUUGCCCCGACGCUCGAGUCUCCUGUUGCUACGAAAUUACGGGGUUACCUGACUUGUGGGCAUUUACCCCCCCGCCUAUGCGACCAUUCCCACCGUCUCGACACACGACAGUUCGAAUACACGGCAGAAAGGAACAACAAACAUUAAGAGGCAAAGAAGCUUAUACUCUGCAUACAUACUAUAAACGCAAUUAGCGCCGGGAGUUAUUCUGGGUGCGCUUUUUUGCUGUUCGCCUCAGCAUCCGUUGCACAGCCUCCGAGGCUGAGCUCCCCUGUACCUGAGAGGCUGAGGUGCCGCCCGCGUCAACGACACACGCCAACUGCUACGUCAGAUAUAGCGACAGUAGCAUAAAUACAUUUAGCAUCAUGGAUCACCAAGGGACUUCCCCGACUGGGGAGCACCCGAACCAUUUAAAGCAGGAGUCGUCGCCGCAGCCAAGUAGCUAUCAAGACGAUAUCAACCCCGCCAACCUCGGGCUCGGUAUCAACAACGGCAAUCUUCAGGAACAAUAUUCUAGCGGACAAUUUUCGCAGGGCCAGACUUUACCAGUAUUCGAGACGAACGUCGAACAGAACCAGCAAUUCUCGCAGGGGAACAUUGGAGAACCUCUUUACGCGUUGAGCCAAAACCAGAACGCCCAGCCAGAAUUCCAGCAACAGUUCGACGGCAACCAGCAGUACCAGAACCAGGAAUUCAACUACAGCAACAACUUCCUCGGAGUAAACAACUAUAACGGCGGAGACUUCUCGCUCUAUCCGAAUCCUCAGACCCAGAACGAGAUCUACGAUCCCUCGUUAUAUUUAAACGACUCGCCUCAGCCAUCUGUCAACCCGGCGGAUCUAAUUGGCGAUAUAUCCUCACCCCCACAUCACACACCAACACCGCCCCAGAUGCUCACAGCAGAGCUUCCGCAGACGUCGUCUGCUCAGCAUUCGCCAUCAUUCAACCAGCACCAAUUCCCGCGGUCGCCUGGACACUCGAGAACAGCCUCGUUGCAGCCGGAGAGCGCCCAGUUCCCGAAUGCCCAGCUCCCGACAGACUGGGGCAUGAUCCCACAGCAAUUCAAGACUCAUCGGAAGACUCCCUCGGAAUACUCUGAUGUCUCUGCAUCUUCGGUAGCGCCAUCGCCUAAUUUGGGACUCCAUGAUAGCUUUGACACAACGGACCAGCGCCAUUCUCCGCUAGUUCACCCACAGGACCAAGGUAUCUACCAGGACCUUGGAGCGAUGGGAAACUUCUCGAUAUCGGAUCCUCAUCAUGGGACUAGCCCUUUGAAUGGCAGGAGCCCGGCUCAUUCGCCCCAACCGUCACCACGACUCGAUCCGCAGCAGAUGGGCCAGAUGAACCAGCAGAGCCCGUUCAUGUUGAGUAUGAACAUGCCGAAUAAUGGAUACAUCCAACAGCCUACCCUGGAUAUGUAUGGUCAACAGCAAUUCAAGCAGGAGAAUUUUGGGGAGAUGGGCCAGGAACAGCAGGGCCAGGGACCACAGAUGCCGCCCCCUGAUAUCAAUAUCGAGUUUGCGCCGGCGUCGAGGCAGAACAGCUUCCCGGUGAAGGCACCGUUAGAUCAAGAUGCCCUGACCCCACCGCAACGAGGACGGCGACCUAGAGCUAGCUCCGAUAUUACCGGUACUGGGCUCUCGCAGUUUUCACGCCAAGGAACACCGAGCAACCUCGGCCCUGGUUCAGAUCGUGGAUCGUCUCCACCAGGUCGAUCACUGUCUCCUCUAGAUAGGGCCGGUGCAUCCACCCCAGGCCACCGACGCCGGCAGUCCACAUCCGCAAUUCCCAACCAGCGCGACUAUAUUCUCGGCCUCGCAGACCCCGAAUAUCAAGCCGCAUCCGGCAGCGCAGAAAACGGCAACCCGAAGCGCGUCCAGAAGCACCCCGCCACCUUCCAGUGCACCCUCUGCCCCAAGCGCUUCACCCGCGCUUACAACCUGCGCUCCCAUCUCAGAACCCACACCGACGAGCGACCCUUCGUCUGCACCGUCUGCAGCAAAGCCUUCGCGCGCCAACACGACCGAAAGCGGCACGAAGGGCUACACUCUGGCGAGAAGAAGUUCGUCUGCAAAGGCGAGCUAAAGCAAGGCGGACAAUGGGGCUGCGGCCGACGCUUCGCCCGCGCCGACGCCCUCGGUCGGCAUUUCCGCUCUGAAGCGGGCAGGAUCUGCAUCAAGCCGCUGCUGGACGAGGAGCACAUCGAGCGGCAGCGGCUGUGGCACGAGCAGCACAUGGCGCAGAAUAUGCAGCAGCAGCAACCGCUGCCGCCGCAGAGUAUGGACGCGAACGGGUUCCCCAUGGACGCGAGCGGGAACUACACGCUCCCUGCUGCGCUGCUGGCGCAGUACCCCGCGCUCGCGGGACUGAGCUGGGCGGAUCUGCCGCAGGGAGACGCGAUGGAGGAUGAUGUUAGUGGGAGGAGCAGCUUUGAUGCGAGUGGGAGUGAGUAUUAUGAUGAGGGGGAUGAGGGGGGGUAUGUGAGUGGGCCGGGGACGGGGUUUACGCAGGGGCAGAUGCCGGAUGGGUAUCGCGUUGAUUAUGCGAGUGAUUAUGGCGGCGGUGGUGGGAGGUGAGGAGGAGGGGUGCGAAGAGGCGGGUGAGAAAGGGGUGAGAAGGGGGGUUUAGCACGUGAGCAGAGCAGCAUGAUGGGGUGGUUUGGCUUGGUUUACAUUCUUUUUUCAUGGCUUGGCUUGGGAGGGGGGAAUGAUAGAAGGGGAUGGGAUGGGGAUCACUACUAUGGAUGAAAUACGGCGUCUUUUAUUUUUUCGACAUCGACAUACGGACGGGGCAUUAUGUAACGGCCUAUCGGUGGGGUCAUGUCCAUUUGAAUUGGGUUUAUUUAUUCUUCUCGACGCUUCUAUUUUUUUUUUCUCUCUUGGGAUCUAGUCGCUAUAUUCCCGCGAUGUUUUCUUGGUUGUCACGAUACCCUUCGAUCGGAUUAGACUAGCUGCAGCUUCUUACUUAUUACAGUAGUAUUAGUCGGUUAUGGAAUACUCUUUUUUUUGGUUAAUGCGCAUAUGUGGAUUUUUUGUUAUGUGGAUUUGUAUGCGGAUUUGUUAUGUGGACAGGCCCGAUUAGGCGCUGAUUUAGAUGGAGAUUUGAUGAGGUGGAUGCGGCGGUGCGUCAUUGUUUUCUGUGUGUGUGUUGUGUUGUGUUGUGUGUGUGGAGAUCCGUGGCGGCAUGGAGUGCGGGAGGGAGAGGUUGGUCAUGUGACUGGGGAUAGCCUUACCACACUGGUAC
Pseudogymnoascus verrucosus is the source of this 3647-nucleotide messenger RNA. RefSeq names its product DNA-binding transcription factor (gene CRZ1). The coding region runs from base 770 to 2980 and encodes 736 amino acids. Gene Ontology annotation, molecular function: DNA-binding transcription factor activity, RNA polymerase II-specific; RNA polymerase II cis-regulatory region sequence-specific DNA binding. The record is from RefSeq and is a predicted model, not a curated record. The transcript is spliced from 2 exons. NCBI's taxonomy places the organism in Eukaryota, Fungi, Ascomycota, Leotiomycetes, Thelebolales, Thelebolaceae. Gene Ontology annotation, biological process: regulation of transcription by RNA polymerase II. Gene Ontology annotation, cellular component: chromatin.